Molecule: messenger RNA, 1354 nt
Organism: Odocoileus virginianus texanus
Lineage: Eukaryota; Metazoa; Chordata; Mammalia; Artiodactyla; Cervidae
Source: RefSeq, a predicted model, not a curated record
AUGGGGGAGAAAGUAAAAUUAGCACUGUGGCCAGUAACCACACAUCUGCCCAGCACCAAGAAGUGCUCAGAGCAUGCUGACUCAGGGCUGAAUUGGGAAUCAUGUGGCUACGUGGAGAGUGAGUGUGGCCAGAAGAUACAUGUGCAGUGUAGGAGAUUUGGAAAGAAGAAAGAUGAUAAGAGUGGAAAGGCAGAGCAGAAAGGUCCUCCGAAGCAGGGUGGCCUGAGAGAAGAGGAACUGGAAAAAAUGAAAGAAGAACGUGAGAGGAUUGGAGCAAAACAUCAGGAGCUAAGGGAAAAGCAGGCAAGAGGUCUUAUUGAUUAUGCUACUGGUGCAAUUGGAUCACUGCAUGAUAUGGACGAUGAUGAAGUGGACCCCAACUAUGCCAGAGUGAACCACUUCCGGGAACCAUGUACAUCAGCAAACGUCUACAGGUCUCCAUCUCCCCCUCGGGCUGGACCGCUGGGCUACCCUCGAGAUGGCCGUCCACUGUCUCCAGACAGAGACCACUUAGAAAGUCUCUAUGCCAAGGUCAACAAGCCAUACCAUCCACCAGUACCAGCUGACAGGUAAUGUAACUUAUUGAAAGAUGAAUGUGGUUUUAAUUCAGUAAGUUUCAAAUCAUCUCCACUGCUGAAGCAGAUAAAAAUAUAUCCUUCGACCUAUUAAAACUGAAAUGACAUAGUACUCUUGACAAGUGCUAUGCUUUGACCUACCCGUAAGGUAUCAGCCAUCAAAAAUAAAACAAUUGCUAGUUAUAAGGAGGCAUGAAUGAAUAGCAGUAGUUGAGUUCAUGAGGCAACAGGGAGCAAUUUUUGAAGGAAUGCUAUAACAGAACUAGUGAUGAACUCUUUGAAGGGAUGUUAUCCUUUCUCCUAAGAGUCCUACUAUAAAAGAUGGAUUCUAGAAGAUGGCAUGACUCUUGAAGGUGAGGGGCCAGAGAAGAGAGUGUUGAUUUCUAAGUUGGUUUAAUUGUAGAUAACCUCUGAAUUGCAGAAGACUUUGAAAAGAUUGAGAUUUUCUGCUGAAGGCAUGUGUGAUCCUGUAUAGAUAUUCCUAGGUGAUCAGAGGUAGAAAAGGAGAUAAUCUUUGCAAAAGGAGUUUGAUGAAGUAGAGGGAGAUAAGAGGUGACAAGGCCAAGGAUCUUAAGGUUUAGCAGCCAAGGAAAGAGAUAAUAGGGCCAUCUGUCAGUACAAUCAAAGUAGGUAGGGAACAGGAUCAUCCCAACCCCACCUCCUGCCAGAAGCAAAAUGCCUCAUUUCUUGAAAGGCUGGUAUAAGAGAGUGUUAGUCAAUAUAUAUUGUUAGGUGACCCUUGGAAUUACACACACAAGGAAUGAGCUGACUGACCUUGG